AUGGAUGCCAUACCUGCUAUUCCUAGGGUUCCUAGGUCUCAACCCAAUCCCUCUGUCUCUAUGACCACUAACUCUCUGUUUGUGUCGCCUGAGGCUGCAACUUUCUAUCAAGAAGUUGUUUCCAAGAGGAAGUUUGUCGUUGAGAGAUCUUACACUUUAGAUGCUCUCCCUACAAAGGCUUGGUGUGAUACAUCCCAACUGUUCACACACUACAAACUUCACACCCUCAAUGUCCUUUCACGUAAGUUCAAUGCCUCUGCUAUUAAGGAAUUUUAUUCAAAUCUUCCUGUUGAUCCUCAAGUCACAAACUUUUGUGUCUUUGUUCGAAAUGUGCCACUCAUUAUUCGCCCAUCUCUUAUUAAUCGAACCCUAGGUUUUAGGUCUUAUCCUGGUCUUGAUUAUGCUCAGUUCUCUGUGGCACUGUCACAAUAUACGAUUGCCUCAUUUAGAACAGUGGCCUCUCCAUUCUUCUUACUCCCAAGGUUUUUGUGGGAUUUUGUGUUCCAUAACCUCCUUCCAACCGCUAACGAUUACAAUUCGACCCUGGCAGGUCAUUGCCCUGUUGCUGCUACGCUGAGUCCAUUGAAGGAGACGUGUGUCUUAGACUCUGAUGACAUUGGCUCGGACAUACCUCCAGGUGAUUUUGAAGGCUCUUUAGUGUUUUAG
This is a messenger RNA of Prunus armeniaca (apricot), 666 nucleotides long. The record is from the annotation of a GenBank genome assembly. Lineage: Eukaryota; Viridiplantae; Streptophyta; Magnoliopsida; Rosales; Rosaceae.